GCAAUGCCACCAUAUCAACGAGGGUGUGCAUGUAUGCACAUACAUAUAUAUAUAUAUAUAUAUAUAUCCGAGGUAGAAGAGAGAGAAACUAUUGACGAAAGUCUUGUUCCUGCUUCCUUCUGGUCAGUCGGUUCCUUUGUUCGUAUCAGUGACCAAAUGGUGGAGGAGAAGUGCUUGAUUGCAAAAGACGUUACCCAACUGAUUGGGAAGACGCCAUUGGUAUAUCUCAACCAUGUGGUGGAUGGCUGUGGGGCCCGAAUUGCUGCCAAGCUGGAGAUGAUGGAACCCUGCUCUAGCGUCAAAGACAGGAUUGGAUAUAGUAUGAUAAUAGAUGCAGAGGAGAAAGGUCUCAUUCGUCCCGGAGAGAGUGUCCUGAUUGAGCCAACGAGUGGUAACACUGGAAUCGGCCUUGCAUUUAUGGCGGCAGCAAAGGGCUACAAACUAAUAAUCACAAUGCCUGCAUCGAUGAGCCUUGAGAGAAGGACCAUUCUCCGUGCAUUUGGGGCCGAACUUGUCCUCACGGAUCCAGCGAGGGGCAUGAAAGGUGCCGUCCAAAAGGCUGAAGAGAUAUUGGCUAAGACACCAAAUGCUUAUAUACUCCAGCAGUUUGAAAACCCCGCCAACCCAAAAAUACAUUACGAGACUACUGGGCCAGAAAUAUGGAAAGGUUCGGGGGGGAAAGUUGAUGCUUUUGUUUCCGGAAUUGGUACUGGGGGCACCAUUACUGGUGCCGGAAAGUAUCUCAAGGAACAAAACCCGAAUAUUAAGCUUUAUGGUGUGGAACCGGUUGAAAGUGCUGUUUUAUCUGGAGGGAGACCUGGCCCACAUAAGAUCCAAGGUAUCGGUGCUGGUUUUAUCCCCGGUGUUUUGGAUGUAAAUUUGAUCGACGAAGUUUUACAGAUCUCAAGUGAAGAAUCUAUUGAAAUGGCAAAGCUUCUUGCACUGAAGGAAGGCUUGCUGGUAGGAAUAUCGUCAGGUGCUGCUGCUGCUGCUGCAAUUAAGAUCGCCCAAAGGCCAGAAAAUGCUGGAAAACUCAUCGUAGUGGUCUUCCCCAGCUUUGGAGAAAGGUACCUGUCUUCUGUGCUGUUCGAGUCUGUGAGACGAGAGUCCGAGAACAUGGUGUUCGAACCUUGAGGAUACCCAUCGACAGAAGCAAAUGCUGUGAUAUGUUUAUUCGAAUGUGAUGUGAGAUAGAGAUGUGCGAUGAUUGCCUGCGAGUCUCUCUUCUUUCCUCUGGGUUUUCUGGGCAUAAUCGAUGUUUGGAGUUGUACCUAUCUUUUCUCGAUGAAUAAGCUAUGUUAUGAAAACAUGCAAAACUGCUGUACUGUUGUGCAAUGAAAGUUGUGACUUUGCAAAUUUGAUUUGUGAAUUUCUCGUCUAUUGGAAGCGGCUUUACUGGA
This is a messenger RNA of Punica granatum (pomegranate), 1400 nucleotides long. Lineage: Eukaryota; Viridiplantae; Streptophyta; Magnoliopsida; Myrtales; Lythraceae. The record is from RefSeq and is a predicted model, not a curated record.